GUUAGAACCGGCGCUCCCUGAUUGAGAAACAAGCCGGUGUACCACAGGAUCUCAGUGACAGAAAGCUCGGUGAGGUAGUUUCGAGUUUGUGCGUAUCAGGUAGCGAGGUAGGAUGGAGGCGCACGGAGGCAAGCCGGAGUCCCUAUGCCGGGUGUGCGGGGACAAGGCCUCGGGCAAGCACUACGGGGUGCCCUCCUGCGACGGCUGUCGGGGCUUCUUCAAGCGGAGCAUCCGACGGAACUUGGACUACGUGUGCAAAGAGAACGGGAGGUGUGUGGUGGACGUGACGCGACGGAACCAGUGCCAAGCGUGCCGCUUUUCCAAAUGUCUACGAGUCAACAUGAAAAAAGAUGGGUGUUGUGUUGCAGCGGUGCAGCACGAGCGUGCGCCGCGGCCGGCAGUGGCGGCGGCGGCGGCGCACCAGCUGGCUCUCCACAAACUCGGCUACAACCUAUCCCGGCAAACCUUCUUCCCCACCCCCGCACCCCUCACCUUCUCCCCUUUCCCCUCGCUCCAUUACAACAUUCCUCCACCGGAGACCCACAACCCCUUCUUAGAAAAUUCCUUCCACGAAUUUCCGAGAGUCUCAGAAUCUAUGAGUUCCGAGUUAAGCUCUCUCCAAGUGAACUCCCUGGGCUCGUUAAACCCGUUCAAGAUCCCCCUGUUCCCGACGUCGCUGCACUACCCUGUCCCCCACAAUGGCUACUUCCCAACAAACAUCUUCUAUCCCCCCAUCAUAUCAACAGACAACUCGACGAGUGCCGAGCAAACAAGUAAAUCUAUGGAAAACGGCACAAACACUGCAAAAUACGAUGCGCCACUGAUGACUCAUGUCGCUGAGAAACCAGACUCCCAACUGCCUGAAAAAAUCAAAGAAGACGAGGUGUCAAGCUCUGAAGAGGCAUUUAAAACCGACUGUGUGCAGGACGAUACUACAACUGAAAAUUCGAGAACAAAAGAAGACUCUCUGAACGUGGACGCCGGUGGUAAUUUCAUGUCUAAGUAUACAGAUAAAUUGGUUCAGGUUAUAGACGGCCAAAGAGAUAUUUUAUUAAGUCACACGAGAGACAAACAAAAAACAGUGCGACAAGCAGAGAGUACAAAGUUGUUGGAUGGACAUGUUGGUCGACGGGGAGUACAGGAGCCGGUGACGAUGUGGGGGGAGGUGUACGACCCUGCAGCUAAGUUGCUGGUCGCGAUGGUCAAGUGGCUGCACAGCGUUGCCUCCUUCUCUCAGAUGAAGACUUCGGAACAGAGCUCCCUCCUGCAUGGAAACUGGCGCGAGCUCUUCAUUGUUACCGCUGCACAAUAUUCAUUUUAUUUCGAUGAAGACCUCAUAUCAUCGGCGAUAAUGGUAAAACGACCGAAUAUAAAAGAGGAAAUGAAAAACUUUGCGGCUACCGUGAGCAGGAUAUGUCAAUGUCGUCUGGAUAAAAACGAGUACGAUUGGCUGAAAUCCAUCCUUCUGUUUCGUGCAGAGUCCCUAGACAUAUCUUCAUCGCAGGUGGAAGUCCUGCAAGACCAAGCGCUGAUACUCCUCCACAAGCACUGCUCCAGCAAGGAUCCUGCUCGACUGGGCCGGAUCAUGCUGCUUCUACCCCGCGUCUGCUGCUUUACUCACCAGGAUCUCUUAGACCACCUCCUCUUCCCUUCUACAGCACUGAGUGAUGUCAAGGCUACUCUCUCCCGGAUACUCAUGUAUACUUCAAUGUAACUUAAUUUCGUUCUCUGACGAGCUAAAGAGCAUUAUUGUUAGCAAUGGCUGUUGAGAAUAGGUAGGUAUUACCUAUUUCGUUUAUACUUACAAUAAUAUUACUUAGGCAGUCCCUAAUGGGAGCCACAACUGACGUAGGCCCGGACUCUACCAAAGCUGAACUGAUCGGAGAUGUGUUUUAACCCUUCCACGGACAGAGACCAUGGGUCAUUGGUGGUUCAUAAUACUUUCUGUCCUUGAAAGUGUUAAUAACCAAAAUAAUUUCGUCAUUGAUAAAUCACUCACUCUCCGCUUCGCUUUGGUGGACUACGGCCCUCAGUCUAGAGGGCGAACCAGUUCACUGAAUUUAUUUAAUGAAUAGGUACUUAUAUUCAUUUCAAAAUUUGCUUUGAAAAAAGCUAAGUUAUACAUAAGUACUGUUUAUGGUUAUUCACCUUCAAUUGAAAAUUUAUGCUGACAAAGAUUUACCUACAUUUAUAAAAUACCUACUCAGUCGUUGUACGUAAGUACGUCAGGAUCGCGGGUGUGCUUAUAGAGAAGCUAGGUAGGUAAGCUAAUAAAAUUAUACUUAGCUGUAAAUAUGUAAUUUAAGAACCUACUCAUUAUUUGUGAUUAGUUGGUAGAUACCUACAUGGUUACAAAAGGAUCGUCUUAAACUAUUUUGUUCUGGUCAUAUCAUAUGUAAGUAUAGUUAGUUCGCUAGUCUACUUCUUAGUUGUAAUUCAGUUGUCGAGCAGUGCAUUAUCCAGACUGACUGGCCUCUCCAUCACUUUUUUCAAUUUCCCCUAAGAUCUUCAUAUACGUACAGAGGUGGUACGUUACGGGCCAGGGGGCGGGACUUUGUAUAGAAUGCGAGCUCGUGCAUACAAACUCGACCAAUAUAUCUCUUACAAUCAAACUUGAGAUAAGUUAUACACAAUUACACACUUCUUUGUAACACAAACACAUCCACACGCCAAAUUAUCACGCAUUCAAGAUCCACGUCACUAGAGCUUACCUCUUUAACUUUGUGAUAGGUAUCGUUACAGUCAGAGCGUACACUUACAUACAUUUUUUAUUUGUUUAACUUACACAUAACAUAGCAAGUUCGAGUACGGUCCUAUUUACUAGUCGAAGUCACACCUCUACUGGACUGGGAGUAAUGAAAAAAAGCAAAGUUGGUUCGUUCAGCUCAUUUGUUCGGUAAAGGCCUAAACGGCAACUUCGCAGAAGGGCAUCGCCGUGCAUAUCCACCCGGGCAUAAGUAUGAGAUAAUGAACUAUCUAUCUAUGUAUGUAGUAUGUACCUAUAUGGGCGAUGGACUGGUACACUGUCACCAUAAAGGACUUCGAUACUGAUGACUAGCUCUUUUCAUCCUGAUUGUCUAAAAAUCAUGUAGGUAUACCUUCUUGAAUGAGGCGUGACUCGUGAGCAACGCCAAGUGGGUAGGUGCAAUAGAGCAACACGGGUCUUCGCGUCCGGCGGCCUAGUGCCUACAUUCUAUACAUUAUAUCCCGCUUAGUGCCUAUAUCCCGAACAGUGAGAUACUAGGUAAUGCAUUGAACGCACGAACUGUGUAAGUAUUUUAAUUAUUUGCGUGCAAUAAUCUUUUACAAUGUAGUAAUAAGUAUAUUUUAAAUAAACAUUAAUAUUAAGGAAUUUCUGCGAAGUUACUACUUGACUGCCAUACCGAAUGACGUCGUUAAAUCAUAAAAAAAAAACAAUUAUUUGAUGUACAAAUUAUUAUACCUAUGUUCUAAUUAAUAAAGGAUUUCCAUUCAA
Messenger RNA from Pectinophora gossypiella (pink bollworm), 3475 nucleotides. RefSeq names its product nuclear receptor subfamily 2 group E member 1-like. Lineage: Eukaryota; Metazoa; Arthropoda; Insecta; Lepidoptera; Gelechiidae. The transcript has 8 exons. The coding region runs from base 113 to 1714 and encodes 533 amino acids. Gene Ontology annotation, molecular function: RNA polymerase II cis-regulatory region sequence-specific DNA binding; zinc ion binding; nuclear receptor activity. The record is from RefSeq and is a predicted model, not a curated record. Gene Ontology annotation, biological process: cell differentiation; regulation of transcription by RNA polymerase II; anatomical structure development.